AUGGAGAAGCUUCACAGGUGUCUUCUGCUUUUACUGGGACUUUUAUCAGUUCAGGAGAAGGCCAAAGGAACAGAAGAGAACUCCGCACGAUUGGGUGUAAGCAGUCAGUCAUCAGAUUUCGACAGUUUUUUCUCCUCAUAUGCUGUUGAUGGUCGGCUUGAUUCCUAUACCCAUACAAAUGGAGACACAGACCCGUGGUGGAGAGUCGACCUGUUAAACGUGUACAAGGUCAACAGAGUGCUCAUCACUAACAAAAACAGUGAUUAUUAUUAUACUCGGAUAAAUGGGGCUGUGAUUCGUGUUGGAAAUAAUUCUCAAGACUUUUACAGCAACCCCAUAUGUGCUGUGAUUUCUACCAUUCCAUCCGGUGCCACUGAGACCUUCUAUUGUGGUGGUAUGAAGGGACGUUAUGUACACAUUCAUAUUCCUGGAGAUGGCAAGAUUCUGACCGUCAGAGAGAUUGAAGUCUAUGGGUUCAUAGCAGGAAACGUGGCAUUAGAUGGAGUGGCAACACAAUCCUCAACGUAUGAAGACUGGUCUGCUGACAGAGGAAUUGAUGGUAAUCGAGGUCUUGUGGAGCAGAACACCAGCUGUACUGAAACCGCUCCUGGGAAUAAUGACCCGUGGUGGAGACUGGAUCUGCAUGACGUGUACUGUGUGAACAGAGUCGUCAUCACAAACAGAUUUGACUGUUGUUCAGAACGACUAAACGGAGCAGAGAUUCACAUCGGAAACUCUCUGGAGAACAACGGCAACAACAAUCCCCUAUGUGCUGCUAUUCCUGGUAUUCCAGUGGGUCAAUCCUGGACCUUCCCAUGUGGUGGAAUGGUGGGACGUUAUGUGAAUGUGUUCCUUCCUGGAAAUCAAAAGAUUCUUAACCUGUGUGAGGUGGAGGUCUAUGUUGAAGACAUCUGUAAACAGAAAACAGCAGUAAAGAUGCGGUUCAGCUCCAAAGAGGAUUUGACUGACUCCACAGUAAGAGAAAACAUCCUUCAACAGCUGGGAUCUAUUCUGGCUAGCAGAGGAUUUAAAGACGUGACAGUGCGGUGGUCUCAACCCCCUCAACAGGAGGUGAUCGAAGUGGAAGAAGAACUAAAUGAAAUUAAUCCAAUGGAAAUGUUUUUGUGUUUGAAGAGACACAGAGAGAUCUUUCAGCUGAAAUUCUUUUGGAUUAAUAUUACACACAUUUCCAGACAAAUAAAUUAAAUGUUGUAAAUGUGUUCCAGAUUGAAUUCACAGUGAAGAAUAAACGGAUAAGAUUUUGCGUUAUGAUAUUUCUGUUAAACAUCUUCAUGAUUUAUUUUAUGAAGACUUUCACUCACUUUUAUUGUUCAUUCGGAACUGCUACAUGUGCACUGAUGUAAAAGUUUUAAUGUUAAUUUUAUGCUGUUUGAUAUUAAAUGGACCAAUUUCACUAUAUUAGGAAACUGCUUCGCAGCAUCAAAACAUUUAUUAUGCUUAUUAUGCAGAUUAGAGCCUAUUUUAAUAGAAUGCUUUAUUCAUUUUAAUAUAUUAAACACUAAGAUACAUCUUUGUAUGUGUAUUUUUUUUCUG
Molecule: messenger RNA, 1554 nt
Organism: Triplophysa dalaica
Lineage: Eukaryota; Metazoa; Chordata; Actinopteri; Cypriniformes; Nemacheilidae
Exons: 9
Coding region: 1-1206 (401 amino acids)
Source: RefSeq, a predicted model, not a curated record